AUAGGGUUGUUUUUCACGAAAAAAAAAAAGAAACAAAAAAAGGGUUGGUGCAAGCAUUGAGAAUCAGAGGCUAAGCAUCAAGCACCUGAGGGUUGGGAUGUCUGUGGAUUCUGCAGCUGGAAUGGCGGAUCCCAACCCUUCUGGUGACCUUGGACGGCGUACAGAACUUAAACUGGUGAGUAGGUUUCACAUUCGUCGGAACGACAUCGUGAGUCCGUGGUUGUGCUAUGAUGAUGACAGUUUCCUAAACAUUGAUGUCCAUCCGCAUAAGCCGUGGAUUAUCUUCGUUGCUCAAAAAAGAUCAAUUCAAGUGUGGGACUAUAGGUCGGGGACUCUGGUCACUUCUUGGGACAUAGACGAGAGACUGGGCUUGUGGGUAGCCGUAAAAUUUGUGGCACGUUCAGAAACGCUCUUCAUUGCUCUUAGGAAUGACAAGAACUCUGUCAUGAUGCGUAAAGUGGAUGACAACUUUUCCUGGGACCUAAUUAGGCAUAUCGGGCAGGCCCAUAAAAGUCCUGUGCGGGAUGUGGCCCCUCAUCCCAGCUUAAGCUACCUGAUGACUUUUUCUGAUAUCCGGAUUAAGCUUUGGAACUGGAGUGACAGCUGGGCUUCUAUGUCCUAUAAAGUGAUGUCGGUGACCGCUGUGGCAUUCCAUCCAUCGGAAACGACGGAAAGAGGCAUGUUUGCGAGCGCCUCAAGGGAUGAGAAAAUCCGAUUAUGGAAAAUAGACAGCGGCCGGUCUCCUAUGCAUACAUUCGAAGCACUUCCAGGUCAUGAAAUCGGGGCGCUUCAAUUUUGCAGUGAUCCAGGGAGGUCUCUUCUGAUCGGAGGUACUUGUUCUGGGCGAGUAUGCAUCUGGAAUUACAAAGAGCGGGCUCGAGUGGCUGUAAGCAACGAACUGGGAGCGAAUGUCUGUUCUGUCUUCUUCCAUCCGCGGUUGCCCUAUAUCUUUGCUGCCACCACAGCAGGAGCGGUAGCCGCUUGGAAGGACUCGGAGGUGAAUUAUUCGGCACCUAGUCUUGAGCAUGCAAUGCUAUUUACGAGUGGAUUGACAGAGCUUGGUAGCAUGGCCCCUUGCGGAACAUCCGACAAGCUGGUUGUUGGAGGCAAGGCAGAGUUUGUCGUAUUCAAUUUGGAGGAGGAAGUAAUUGCUGAUGGCUUUUCGCCAGCAACGACUUCUCGGGCAAGCACUCCAAGAAAUGCACCGGAAGCUUCAUCGGUUACGGGGCAGCCAACACAUACAAAUCAUGUCUCCUCCCCAUCACUGAUGGACAGUAAUGAAAUACCGCACUGGGUAAUGACGCCUGCCUCGGCUGUCAUUCAGCAAGUAACUGCAGACCAGCUGCUGGACAUUGCGCAGAAGAAAGAAGAAGUUGCGGAAACGUUGCUCAAGGACAGUAUACAGCUGCGGACAUCUGCGAUGACAGCACAGGCCGACGUGAUCGACGCACUGCAAAGUCAGGUGAGAGCGAUGAGGGAGGAGCUUGAACGGUCCCGGGAAUGUUCCCGGAUGAGGGAGGAGCUACUAGAAUGUUCCCAGAGUUCUGCAAGACAGAAACCGGACCAUUCAGCUGUUGGUGAAGUCCAGGUAUGUUCCUUGAGGAAGCUUGAGAUGGAGAAGCUCAACGCGGGCGGCCAGGAUGAGCUAUCCACGACGGACAAUCUGAGAGCAGUGGUCGACAAGCUGCGAGCUCUUGAUCAUCCACAUUUGGUGAGAUUGCUGGGCGUCUGCUACGAGGAGAACUCCCUGGUGUAUGAGAAAAUGGCGAACGGAAGCGUGGACUGCAUGUUGAGCGCACAACAGUCGUUGCCAUGGUACGAGCGUUUGCGGGUUAUGAACGAGGUCGCAGAAGCCUUGUCUUUCCUUCACACAAAUGGCAUCGUCCACUGCGGCAUCAAGCCCUCCAACAUCUCUUUGAAUGGCGACUUUGUCGCCAAGCUCGGCGCAGUCGACCGUGCAUUGGCAGUCCAGUAUGUCGCAGAGCUCAGCGGAGCCGUCCGGCAAGCGAAAACGACCGUUGUGGUCGCAAAGGACGACAUGAGCAACUUCUUGAACUUCUUGGAAAUGGAUGGCGACUACCUUGCCCCGGAAUGCGAAAAGGCUGGCGCUUUUACCAUGAAGACGGACAUCUACGCCUUUGGCAUCACUUUGCUGGAGAUGCUGACAGGGACCAUAGGGGGUGCAAAAGAAAAAAUUGGCGAUACCUUGGAUGACCCUGCCGCUUUUCCGAAAACACUAGACGAAAAAGCGGGUGCUUGGGACGCUUCCCUCGCCUGGAAAAUUGCAAAAAUAGGGAUGAAGUGUGCGAGUCACGAGAAAGUUAAUAGACCACUGUUGAUAGAAGGUCUGGACAACAUCCGGCCUGGACUUCAGGAGAUCACUUCUCAAGCAAUACACCUCGCCCAUCAGUAAGUAAGGGAUGCAGUCUGAGACCGAAGAGCACUGUACAGCAGAUUAUACAUGCCCACAAUGCGGGCAUCCAUACGAU
Messenger RNA from Chara braunii, 2489 nucleotides. The record is from the annotation of a GenBank genome assembly. Lineage: Eukaryota; Viridiplantae; Streptophyta; Charophyceae; Charales; Characeae.